AUGAGCGUCUCGGCGCUGUUCCUGCUGGAUGUGAAGGGGCGGCCGCUCAUAUACCGCGACUACCGCGGUGAGGUGUCCACCAAGCACGCUGAGAAGUUCAUAAUGAAGAUCAACGAGCUGGAAGACGCCGGGAAGCUGAGCCCCAUCAUCCACGAUGACGGCGUCACCUACAUAUACCUGCUGCACGUGAACGUGUACCUCCUGGCUGUCACCCGCGACAAUGUCAACGCGGCCAGCAUAGUGGUGUUCCUGCACCGGCUGGUGGACGUGUUCAAGCACUAUUUUGAGGAGCUGGAGGAGGAGUCCAUCCGCGACAACUUCGUGGUGGUCUACGAGCUGCUGGACGAGGUCAUGGACUAUGGCUACCCCCAGUUCACGGAGGCGCGCAUCCUGUCAGAGUACAUCAAGACGGACGCCUACAGAAUGGAGGUGGCGGCAGUGAAGCCUCCCAUGGCGGUGACCAACGCGGUAUCGUGGCGCAGCGAGGGCAUCCGGCACAAGAAGAAUGAGGUCUUCCUCGAUGUCGUGGAAAGUGUCAACCUCCUCGUGGGCAGCAGCGGGCAGGUGGUGAGCAGCGAGGUGGUGGGAACCCUCAAGAUGCGAACCUUCCUCAGCGGCAUGCCCGAGUGCAAGCUCGGGCUCAACGACAAGGUGCUGUUUGAGGCCCAGGGGCGCACCAACAGGCAGAAGGCUGUUGAGAUGGAGGACAUCCGCUUCCACCAGUGCGUCAGGCUGGCGCGGUUUGAGAAUGACCGCACCAUCAGCUUCAUCCCACCUGACGGCAACUUCGACCUGAUGACCUACCGGCUGAGCCAGAACAUCAAGCCUCUUGUCUGGGUGGAGUGCCUGGUGGAACACCCCUCACGCAGCCGCACGGACUACGUGGUGAAGGCGCGCUCACAGUUCAAGGAGCGGAGUGCGGCCACCAACGUGGAGAUCAUCCUGCCUCUGCCCCAGGACGCCAUCGUGCCGCAGAGCCGCUGCAGCCAGGGCACCGCGGUCUAUGCGCCAGAGAGGAGCGCCAUGAUCUGGACGAUCAAGAGCUUCCCGGGCGGCAAGGAGUACCUGCUGCGUGUCAACUUCAACCUGCCAAGCGUGGAGGCCGAGGAGGAGGUCCACGGGAAGAUGCCGCCCAUCAAGGUCAAGUUUGAAAUUCCCUACUUCACAGUCAGCGGCCUGCAGGUGCGAUACCUGAAAGUGAUCGAGAAGAGCGGCUACCAGGCGCUGCCCUGGGUGCGCUACAUAACCACCGCGGGCAACUACGAGAUCCGGAUGAUGUAG
Messenger RNA from Monoraphidium neglectum, 1281 nucleotides. RefSeq names its product AP-1 complex subunit mu-1. NCBI's taxonomy places the organism in Eukaryota, Viridiplantae, Chlorophyta, Chlorophyceae, Sphaeropleales, Selenastraceae. Gene Ontology annotation, biological process: vesicle-mediated transport; intracellular protein transport. The transcript has 15 exons. Gene Ontology annotation, cellular component: clathrin adaptor complex; cytoplasmic vesicle. The coding region runs from base 1 to 1281 and encodes 426 amino acids. The record is from RefSeq and is a predicted model, not a curated record.